Lolium perenne is the source of this 390-nucleotide messenger RNA. Lineage: Eukaryota; Viridiplantae; Streptophyta; Magnoliopsida; Poales; Poaceae. The record is from RefSeq and is a predicted model, not a curated record.
AUGCCUAACGACGCUGACAUCGCUGCUGGGCAUGCAUGGCGUCGUAAGCUUGGGAUUUGGUGGGCUCGUGUGAAUUCUUUGGCUCGUGAUGGCAGCGAUCGUGUGGGCGGUGGAGGCGACACUGCUACGGCGAUGAACAAUGGUGGUGGGGGCUUCGGUCCUGCUCGGGGGAACGGACCUGGCAGAGGUCGUGGUGACCGUAGUGAUCGCGAUAGCCACCAUGGUUCUGGACGUGGCUCUGGUUUCUCUGGCCCCGGCAAUGGUUUCAGCGGGCCGCCAGGAUUCUCUUCUGGUCGAGGUAAAGGGUACUCCUCUGGUCAUCAUUCCACCUUCAUUACGGGCAAAUCGAGUGGCACGGCCGAGGAUCGAGACCAUGUGCAGGGGCAAUAG